AUGUCUCGACAAAGUAACUUGGAGCGGGCAAAAUGGAGAAACAAGUGCCGUGAAGCGCUCUCUCAGCAUAUUAAUGACGGUCUCGGGCUCGAGAUUAACCCCCAACAAGUCCGUCUAUUACCUCACGAAGAUGAUCUAUAUACAUGGGAUGUUUCGGAAAACAAAAGGCAUCUAUUUAAGAAGCAUCUUAGCAAGCUAUCUACUGGGCCUCUUAUGGAACUCUGUCGAGAAGUUGGGCUGUCUUUCCGGGCAAUCCGUCAGCAAAGAACAGACUCCGAGAGUGAAAAUGCAUUGCCAUGUCAAGUUCAGGAGCAGAAUGCAGCACUUAAAGAGGAACUUGACUUGGCACGGCAGCGGGUAGACCUAGCUGAGAAGAGGCUUGAGCGUUUAGCACAAGCGUUUCGGAUGUUGAAAAGACGCAACGAAGUAACGGCCAAUUUCAUCUUAAGGCAUCGCGCACAUAUGAUAGACUACAUACGAGAAUCCAGAUGUAUGAAACAUUACUGA
This is a messenger RNA of Colletotrichum destructivum, 507 nucleotides long. RefSeq lists its product as uncharacterized. Lineage: Eukaryota; Fungi; Ascomycota; Sordariomycetes; Glomerellales; Glomerellaceae. The transcript is spliced from 2 exons. Bases 1 to 507 code for a protein of 168 amino acids. The record is from RefSeq and is a predicted model, not a curated record.